AUGGCCCUGGUCCUGCAGCUGCUGCCUCUACUGCUGGCCAGGGCCCAUGGGGACGCAGGGGCUUCUCUGGUCGGCCACCCUGGGGACCGGGUGAAUCUCUCCUGUGCAGGAGUCUCAUACCCCAUCCGCUGGGCCUGGGCACCCAGCUUCCCCGCCUGCCGAGGCCUGUCCAAAGGCCGCCGCCCAAUUCUGUGGGCCUCGGCCAGCGGGAUCCCCACUGUGCCGUCCUUCCUGCCCUUCGCUGGCCGCCUGCGUUCCCUGGACCCAGCUGUCCGCCAGCUGGAGCUGCUCCUGAGUGCAGGGGACUCGGGUAUCUUCAUCUGCAAGGGCCACCAAGAAGAAGAGAGCCGCACGCUGCUUCACGUGGUGGGGGACACGGCUGAUUGCAGGACCUCGGAGCCCAGUCACGGAUCGGUGUUUCUCCAGGUGGUCAUCCCUCUGCUGGGUGCGGGUCUGGCGCUGGGUGUGGGAGCUCUGGGCGUAGUUUGGUGGAUGCGCAGGCGCGCGCCCCCGCCCCCGCUCCCGCCACUGCCCACAUUUGCUCCAUUUGCGAAAGCAGAGUCCCAGACGCCCACGGAGGAAGGGGAGCAACCCGAGAUUCUGGGGGACCUGGGCCAGGAGGAGCCGAGCCUGCUGUACGCAGAUCUGGACUACAUGGCUCUCAGGAGGCCCCGCCGGCUGUCCUCGGUGGUCCCUGCUGACGCGUCCACUGUCUAUGCGGUUGUAGUUUGAAGGGCAGCCCUUAAGCCAGCCCUCCAGGGUGCUUCCCACCUGCUCUUUUUCUUGGCCUUUCCCCUGGAAGAGGGAGCCCAGAAAUCAGGAGACCCGAGUUCCAGACUCUGCCACAGAUGUCGCUCCUUCGGUUUCUCCUACAACCUCCAGGAUUCCUUCACCACCAGGGUCUUCUCUGAGCCUGACUGAGCCCUGGCUCCCAUCUGUCUCUCCAGAAUCACAGGCUGCCAGUGAUGUCCUCCUCAGCGCCAUUCUUUAGCAUUCAUCUGGCUUGGCUUUGAUCACCCCCUUCUUGAAGCAGUUUUACUUUGCUGCUGCUGUCUUCAUUCUGAACUCCUCAUUCCCUGGCCCAGCAAUAUGCCCCACAGGUCUAGGUUUGUUCUUUUCUUUUUAUCCCUCUUCCCAAAACUUCUAUCCACAGCCCAUCUUCAGGCCUCAUCUUUACAAAUGGCCCCCAGAAUUUUCUCCUGCCCAGCCCUAGUACUGUGCAUCUGGCUGUCCCAGGCAUUUGGCACACAUGUCAAACCCAACUCAGGGUCUCUUGAUGUAGAACCAGCUGACUUUGAACUCCCUAUGUCACCCAGGCUGGCCUCAAACUCAAUCUUCCUGCGUGCGCUUCCUGAGUGCUAGAUUGCAGGCCUGAGCCACCAGGCCUGGCCCCUCCUCUGGAUUCUCCUCCGAACAACCCAGUUGCCCAAACCAGAACCUGGGAGUCAUGCACACCUCCUCCUCCUCUCACUCCCACACAACGAGCCAUCAAGUCUUAUCUUUCCCCUUAAGGUCACCACAAAUCUACACCUAUCUCCAUGCCCAGAACUGACACCAUAAUGUACUUUCCCGAUUUCCCUGCCCUCUUGGAAGCCAGGUAGACUUUCCCCAAGUACUAACCUGCUCCCCGCAGCCUUCUUUUGGAAGUUCAGUGUUUAUCUCCCUACCCUUCCCUUCUGUUUCCUGGGGUUUUAGUACAAGGUACUGCAGUGAUUUUUUUCACACAUUAGCUUUUUUUU
Molecule: messenger RNA, 1739 nt
Organism: Octodon degus (degu)
Lineage: Eukaryota; Metazoa; Chordata; Mammalia; Rodentia; Octodontidae
Gene: Mpig6b
Product: megakaryocyte and platelet inhibitory receptor G6b
Exons: 6
Coding region: 1-732 (243 amino acids)
Biological process (GO): blood coagulation; megakaryocyte development; integrin-mediated signaling pathway
Cellular component (GO): plasma membrane
Source: RefSeq, a predicted model, not a curated record